ACAAAAUGCUGGAGUAACUCAGCGGGACAGGCAACAUCUCUGGAGAGAAGGAAUGGGUGAUGUUUCGGGUUGAGACCUUCUUCAGACUGAUACUUUAAUACUUAUUUACAGCAGCCACGCCAACGGCUUGCGCAUAAGCACUCGUUUCAAUACCUGAGCGAUGACUAAAACUUCUACUGGGGUGUGUUGGCUACAGCAAGGAAGGAAUGGAAAAUGCCAGGCUUUGUCCAUGACUCGGAUUGAUCGGGAGGAAUGUUGCAGGGGCGGAAGCGCUCAAGCUGCAUGGACAAAUCAGGAUAUACCGGAGAGUGACAUUUUAAAACUCAUAAUUCUGGGCGGAGUUAGCUGCCACCCAUGCCACAAAACAUGUGAGGGUGUGGAUUGUGGACGUGGGAAAAUUUGCAAAAUUAACAAACAUAACAAGCCAACAUGUAUUUGUGCACCUGACUGUUCCAAUGUCACAAAGAAGGUACCUGUGUGUGGAACCGAUGGCAAAAUCUACAAAGAUGAAUGCAGCCUUCUUUUGGCAAAAUGCAGAGGUUUGCCAGAAUUGGAAGUACAGUAUCAGGGUGAAUGCAAAAAAUCUUGCACGCAGGUCCUGUGUCCUGGAACCUCCAUGUGUGUGAUUGACCAAACCCACAGCGCGCACUGCGUCAUGUGCAGAGUCAUGCCCUGCCCAGAGCCUCUGUCAUCAGGGCAUGCGCUCUGUGGGAAUAACGGCAUCACCUACCAGAGCGUCUGCCAUCUCAGGCGUGCCACCUGCCUGCUGGGGAAAUCCAUUGGUGUUGCCCAUUAUGGGAGAUGCAACUCGUCAGAAGAAGGCUUCAAGCAAAAAGGAGACAAUCAAGAAAAUACAGUGUUUUCGAAAUUCAUGCUUGGGUGGUAAUUUAUAAACAAAGACAUUAUAAACAGAGAAGAAAGUGACACUGGGUAAAUAUUCCUCUGGGUGUUAGAGCCGUGCCCUUUGCAAUGUGAGUGUAAAUGCAUGGUCAUUUGAUGCAUUACCGGUAACACAACAACCAUCACUUCUGUUCACUGACCGCGUGCAUGGUUUGGUGGUGCACACAUCCGAGGCUUGCAAGUUUAUUUUUCUUUAUUCCAACAGUUCAUUGAUUAAAACAGCCAGCGAUAAAUUCUCCAGAUUGGACGUUAUGUGCAGACCUGGAGAAUUUUGUUUGCGGUCGCCUAUUCAUUUCCUCCACAGAUGCUGCCUGACCUGCUGAGUUACUCUAAUACUUUGUGCUUUGCUCAAGGUACCAGCAGUUGCAUUUCCCUGUGUCUCUCUUGAUUAUCCCUGCUAUGAUGCCUCAGAGGUGCGUGGAGAAGGAGGGACAACACAGGCCCUGGGAAGAUGGAAUGUUGCUAUGCAGUUCAGAAUGUUAACAUCUAGUGUGAUAUUAAUGGAACUGUUGGAUUCAUUGAGUUACACAACACGGAAACAGUGCCCAAAGCCCACCACGCUAUGCUAACCUGUUUUUGCACAUCUUUACCAAUCCCAUUUGUCCACAUUAGAACCACAACCAUCCGCUGCUUUGCCUAGUUAAGUGCCGGGGCUAAAUGCUUCUGAAACAUAGUAAUAAUAACUGAUUUUAUCAUCUCUAGAAGUCAACCACUCCAUGUCAGUGAUUUGCCCCGUUGGGGAAGGGGGCAGGAGAGUAUACACAGGGAAUCAUCUAGUCAUGCUGUCUAAUCAUAUUAGAUAGCAUGAGAAGUAGGCGUCCAAAACUUCAUGUUGGAAUGUGAAACCAGGUACCUGGGUCUGUUGAAUGGUGCCCAUUGUUACUCAAGCCAUCUCAUAGAAUCAGGCCUGAUGUGUAGGAAGAAACUGCAGAUGCUGGUUCACACCGAAGAUAGACACAAAAUGCUGGAGUAACUCAGCAGUUCAAGCAGCAUCUCUGGAGAAAAGGAAUAGGUGAUGUUUUGGGUUGAGACCUGAACCGUCAUCUCUUUAGGUUUAAGUUUAUUCUUGUAACAAGUACAGAGGUACAGUGGAAAGCUUUGUUUUGCAUCAAAUCAGAUGAUUGCAUUAAUAGAAUCAGAUCAAACUCUAGUACAAUUGAUAAGCAAAGGAGAAGAUACAGAGUGCAGAGUACUUGUAUUUGUAAUACAAAGCUGAAUUAACAAGAUCAAAGAUUCACGCUGGGUGUUUAUUCAUAAGCUCAGAAGACAUUGAAGCAGAAUCGGGUUAUUCAGCCCACCGAGUCUCCUCCGCCAUAUGAUCAUGGCUGAUUUAUUUUCCUCUCUCAACCCUAUUCUCUUGUUUCUCCAGAGAUGCUGCCUGACCCGCUCAGUUACUCCAGCACUUUCUGUUCUUGUUUUGUAAACCAGCGGCUGCAGUUCCUUGCAUUUACCUGAUGUUUUGCUGCACCUUCUUACUAACUAUAGUGACUUUGAGAGUUUCUCCUGUGAUAGGAUGUCACACUCUUCAUUUUCCCUGUGGGAAUGCUGCACAUUGUCUAAUGCAUAUUAGGAUCAUCCCACUGUGCUCCAAUUACACACAUCAAGUGCCUGCCUCGAUCCUUCAGUGCCUCAGGAACAUUAAAAAAAGUUUUCCCCUAUAGACUCACAUUAAUAGGCGUUGCAAAAGUCUCUGACUGACUACAUUUGUACUUUCCUGUGAACUCGUUACAUUCUCAGAGCAGUAAGAGGAAUUUCUGAAGAAGGGUCUCGACUCGAAACGUCACCCAUUCAUUCUCUCCAGAUAUGUUGCCUGUCCCGCUGAGUUACUCCAGCAUUUUGUGUUUAUCUUCAAGAGGAAUUUCAACCCUGAUAUGUGUAUAUUGUACAUAAUAAUACCAUAUAUUUAUUGUAAGAAAAGCAAUGAAGAAAAUACUCCAUUUUAUUUAUACAUUAUUAUGAAUGUUUAUCAGAUGUUUGCCUUUGCCAUCUGAUGUUAUUAUAAUUAUUUUUCACAAAAUUUGCUACUUUUUGAUCACCUUUGCAACUGUAAAAAUGGAUGUAUUUCGUAUCAUACCACAUUGUGUUAAACUGUUUCCAUCCUGCAACCAUCUUCAUUUCGAAUAUAUUAUCAGUCAUGUAAGAUGAAAGGUGUAUAUAGUGGCAAACACUUUGGGGGUUAAACGUGCAUUGUUUGCUAUCAGCAACAAGGAGUUGUAUGAAAAUUUGUCUAUGGAACUGAUCAACAUUUGAUGAAAAUACCGAUCAUUAGGAAUACACAUGAAUGACUUUGUUCCUCGUAACACACAAUGCAAUAUCACCCUAUUUUAUAGUAGCCUUUGGCAACUCAACUAUAUGUUUGCAAUUACAUUGAAUUGAUAUUCUCAUGUUAUCCUUGUUUUAUAGCAGAAAAUACAUUGAUUUAUGAAAGUUGCUGUUUGAAAUUUAUUUCUACGUGUCGGCACAGUGGCGCAGCUGGUAGAGCUGCUACUUCACCACAUCUGUGACAUGGAGUCCAGCCUGACUUUACGUGCUGUCUGUGUGGAGUUUGCAAGUUUCCUUGUGGGUUUCCUCUGGGUGCCCCGGUUUCUUCCCACACCCGAAAGACGUGCAUGUUUGUUGUGAAUUGGCCUCUGAAAAUUGCUACUAGUGUGUAGGAAGUGGAAUAAUAUAUAACUAGAAUGAGAGGGUGAUAGAUAGCUAGCAUGGACACAGUGAACCGAAUGGCUUGUUUCCAUGCUAUAGCUUUCGGAAAGGCAUUAUCAGAAUGAAAUCAUGGUCUCCAUCAUUAAGGACACUUAUAAAUUGAGUUUGACCACUAAUCUACCAGAUUAAAGUAAUUAAAAUAGUGAAUAGAGGUUUCCAUGUUAGAUUAGAAAUGCACUGAUAUUGUUGAUUCCAUUCGUUAGUAAUGAAGAUCUCAGUGCAGAAAUAAUUUAAUGGAAAAGUACAAUGAGUUUUCUUUUGCACACAAGGAUUUUAACAGAAGUAUGGUCCACAAACUUGCAGCAAGAAAAUUAGUCAUAUCUAUGUGGCUCCACACCCAUCACUACUUCUUGCUUACAGUCUGAAUGGCAUCCAACAAUUCAGUUGCACCAAUACUUUCAUUACAUCGUUGGCAGAGCUUCAAGAAGAUGGCUAUCAAAAGCAAUUUUCCUUGGCCUUGCCACUGCUGUGAGCAUCCAAUGAAUUAAUAAAAUAUUGUUUAUUGGAAAAUAAAGAUUAUCAUAAAUCUAGGUCUUCAACUGUAUUGUUCACCUCGUGGUUGGACUUCAAACUCCGACCCCUAAAGUCUCAAUUUUUAAGA
Molecule: messenger RNA, 4204 nt
Organism: Leucoraja erinaceus (little skate)
Lineage: Eukaryota; Metazoa; Chordata; Chondrichthyes; Rajiformes; Rajidae
Gene: fstl3
Product: follistatin-like 3 (secreted glycoprotein)
Exons: 5
Coding region: 161-886 (241 amino acids)
Biological process (GO): anatomical structure development
Molecular function (GO): collagen binding; calcium ion binding; extracellular matrix binding
Source: RefSeq, a predicted model, not a curated record